Messenger RNA from Porites evermanni, 6533 nucleotides. The record is from the annotation of a GenBank genome assembly. Lineage: Eukaryota; Metazoa; Cnidaria; Anthozoa; Scleractinia; Poritidae.
AUGGCGAAUGUCGGAGGACUCCAUUUGCAGGAGCCGAGUUCUGGACCUUUAGGUUACCCAUCUAGGUCGCCUUUAACAUUACUUGUAAGUUAUUUUGAGAGGGAUUAAAAGUCGAACUAAAUUCCUGUUGAACUAAUUUAUUAGGAACAGGUCUAGAACAAAAUGUCAAGUAGUCAAUUGUAAGAUGUCUAGAUCGAUAAUUAUUGACCACAAAGCCAAUAUAAAACCAAGAAUAUUUGUCUAAGAGGUACUUCCUUUUCCUUUAUUACAGUCAGGUAGAAGAAGUAAGAGUCCGUAUUAUGAAGAGCCUGUGUCAGAAAGGGAAGAAUGGUGGAGAAGCACACUCAAGGUAAUCUGUGAUUUGUAUAGUAGUAAGCUUAACUGCAAACUGAAAGCAUUUUAAAAUGUUUGUUUGUCGUUCUGUAACCCUAAAAAAGGAGUCAAAUGUUGGAACACACUGACGACAUUUUAAGCCGCGCCGUAUGGGCCAACAGCUAUAUGUAUAUGGUCAUGGCUUCUACUGCAGAAAGCUAAACUAGCUAAGGCUGUUCAGUGUUGACCUCAGUGUUUCCCUGUUUCAGUUCAGUUGUCAAUAAUCGGUUUUAAGUCUAGAAAUCAUCCCGAACCAUCCUGACAAAAUCUUUCGACACGACCUGAUCGAGCAUGACACCUCUUAUUAUUACCGUAAUCAUUAUUGGGAUAAUGUAACCUUUUUAAAAUCAAAACUGUAUUCCAAGAGACUUUUCACAAGAUGUGAAAAAGUUGAAAAAAAGAAGCCACUCUGGAAACCAACUGCCUAUUUAUUAUUAAUACACUGCACACAAUGGUGCAUUACUGUCCAGUUACUUAUAUGCAUCAAGUCAUUGUCGUUCCCAUUGAUCCUUAGCGAUUUCGGAUGUGACACCACUGUCAAGCUUGUCAGGAAAAUUCACCAAGGAUGCUAUCACAGUUGGUUCCAAAGCCUCCUUACUUGGAUAGCAUGAACUGGCCUGGGGACAAGGCUGACAUGUAGUAUGAUUUAAUAUAAUUAAAAGUAUAUGUGCUGCUAAACUUUUAUAAAAUAUUAUUAGGACACACCCAUUCCUGGAGCAUACGACUUAAAGGAUUUUGUUCAAGAAUUACAAGGCAACCCUGUUAGGACCACAUAUGGAUUUAAGAAUGCAGGAAGAAAGAAAAAUGCUGAUCCAUCCAGAAAAGGUUCAGCGUUGAUGCCAGGGCUGUACAAGCACAGGACAUGUGUAGACCAGCUAGAAACACAGCAAAAAACAUAUAACUUUAAAGCAUGUGACAGAUAUCACACUCCUACUGCUCUUGUAGGAUACAUUGAUAAGGUUUGUACACAUAACUUAAUUGAAUGACAAUUACUGUGUUGUUUGAUAGUAUGCAACCUCUUAAGCCCCAUGCAAACGGAGGCAACGUUGUUGGCCAACAUUACUCCCAACAUUGUUGAAUGUCUACAUGUUGUGUCCAUUUGCACACCCUGUUGCAUGUUGUUAGGGGUUAUUGUGCAAAAUAAACAAGUCAAACGUUUGAGCCAACAACUCCCAACAUUUCUCUUGUUGCGUGAUCGCCAAAGCUUAGCGCAACAAUGUUGGAUCCGUUUACACAGCUCUUCCAACAUUGUUGGGGCCACGCACAUGCAUCAUCACACAUGGUCUCCAAAGUCUUAUGGGUUGUGUCCUUCCCACGAUACACCGCAUGUCCCAACAUUGUUGGCCCAACAAUGUUUGGAUUUGUUGCAUCUGUCUGCAUGUAGCUUUAGAGUAAAAAACAUAACAUCACUCAUCUUUUUUCAGGUUCUCUUAAAGGCCAUGACAUUCUUAUCUUCAGUAUGGAAUAUAUCUUUUUUUACACAUGUGGUUUUCUGAAAAUAUUAUAUGUGCUUUUUGGGAAAAAAAUCGGUUGGCACAGAAGUUCUUUUGUUGAUUUUCUUUUCUUUUCAUGAUUAAACCCUGCAAUAAACUGAAAAUAAAAUUCACUGACUUUUCAGGCUUUGGCAAGAACUAAGAUAUGUAUCUCCAUGACGAGCUUUGAAGCGCGAAAAAUUUUUAUGCAAAUUAGCUGGCUGCACAUUCAAUGUGCAGCCACCUAAUUUGCAUAAGUAAUUCAAAACCAAGGUAUGACAGCUUUAGGCUCUUGAGGUGUCGGCUGAAUACCCUAGGACUUCCGUAAAUUGCCCACAAAAGAGUAACUCAAGCUACCAUAAACUGAAAUGAAAGUAACCGCAAUAUCCGAUUAAAGCAAGGUUUAAAUCUUUUUCUGCUCGGCUAACCCUCUUCCAAGGCACUUACUAUUUUGGUAAUAAUAAAACGGCAUAAAGAUUUUACAUCGCGCCUUUUUCAGUCUCGGGCAGUAAAUUAUAGUAUGAAACGGAGGUAAACUCAACAAUUCAGUUUUGUGACUGCCCUGCAACUUUGAAACUAUUUAAGCCGCUUCCUAAAAGGCCGGGAAAAUGUUUUUCGCAAAAUUCGUAAAAGUAGCUCCUUAUACUCUAAUUUAACAUUACCAAAUUUAACAAACGCGCUAACUACUUUAUGGUCCUGUAUCAGUAUGUAAAGGCAUCAAAUCCUUAUAAAGCCGACAGAAACAACAAUUAAUAUAAUUUAAGACUUUUUUUGUACUGCUUUUAUAUCAAGCAAAUGAAAUAGUCCUGGCGAUAUGUCAUUAUCGCAAAAUCGCCAAAUUCAGUGGUUCCUAGAUCACUAACACAAAAUACUGCAAUACAUGUUCUUAUACUGCUCUUUUACUCCGCUUUGUUAAGGCAACACUCGUGCCAAAAUCAAGUUCGAGCGUGGCCUAAAAAAUAAAAUGGAUUGAGAGAAAGCGGUUAAUUGACCAUGAAUAUUCAAACAGAGUAAGAGUUGAAUAAGAUUAUCACCUCCAUAAGUCAAACAAGUCAAUGUUAUGUAUUUUUUAGGUAUAAAUUAGCCGGGAUACUACACCAUUGAUUAGAGUGUUUUUACAAGUUAACUGUAGAUUUCAGGUAUACACUACCCAGGAUACUACAGGAAUGAUUAGAGCACUUUUACGAGUUAACUGUAGUUUUCAGGUAUACACUACCCAGGAUACUACAGGAAUGAUUGGAGCAUUUUUGCAAGUUAACUGUAGAUUUCAGGUAUACGCUACCCAGGAUACUACAGGAAUGAUUAGAGCAUUUUUACGAGUUAACUGUAGAUUUCAGGUAUACACUACCCAGGAUACUACAGGUUAAUACUAUGCAACGCAGAUAACAAAAGCUCAGGAAACAAGGGGACCCUGCAUGACCCAGCGAGGCUACUUGUCUGCGAAAUAUUUUGAGAAAAGAGCUGACUCUCUCGAGUGUUGAACUAGAAUAGAAUAAUCCAGAAUUAUAAUUUUAAACAUCAAAUGCCACUGAUAUAAUUAUUAAGUUUUCUUACCUGUCUGGAGUCUCUUCCACUGAUGUCAAUGAUCUGGGCGCCAAACAAACGCGCGCGGUACAUAUUUCCCGCCACAAAUAAUUAAAAGUACUUUCAUGAGACGAUGAUCAAAAUCAGUCAAAAUGCAAAAAGCAAAAUAGGAAAGCCGGCGUCAAGUUGCUAGAGGCUAGCGAUCGUUUGUUGGGCGGCGUGUGAUAGAGUGAAACUGAUAAAAUAUCGAGAAAUCUAGACAGAAUCGUUUUGUAAUACAUUAUCAAAAAUUAUGUGAAAUACAUCAUCAGAAAACACGUGCGAUAAAAAUGAUUUCCGCUCGAUAUUUUUUCUCGGUAUUUUUCAUCGACAAAAAACCGAAAUAUUAAAAAUCACGACUUACCAUCAAUUGUUCGGCUAAACAAAGCUAAACUUACCAAAGUCGAUAACCAAGUAAGGAUUUCCUACAGAAAUAAUUUGCCACUCUCGUUUAGCAGUGUAGUGGUCGAACUUGACGUAGGUUAAAACGAAUUCGUUUUGCCGGCAUCUUCCCGUUAAAUUAAAGUAGAUUUAACACUUGCCAGAAGUAAUUAGAAAUCUAGCCAUUUUGCUCAUAGCUUCGCAAAUGCAACCAGCGUUAUACAGUAAAGCGACAGAAACUUUAGCGAAAUAUUCACACGCGACAGUCGCGACAACCUCAGUAAAUCUAACAAAUGAAACAAGAUAGUGAGAGAAAAAAAGGGCUUUAUUGAUUGUUUCCGGCAGGCGGUGACAAGUAAUGUACGAGAUUAGAAGACCUCCUGGUCAGAAUUUUUUUUGUAGCCUAAGCCCGUCAUGCAUGACUUAACAGAGUUUGCCAACUUUUCCAAUGUUGUCUUUCCCAUGACCUUUCACCUACUAUAAUCAAAGAACUGAAAGUAAUAAAAUGUUAUUCAUUAGUUCCAGACAUUUGACCCAAAUUUGUUUUCAUUGCAGGAAUUUGCCAGUAGUCAAAUAAGUCCAACCACAUACUACUCAGGUUAUAAAUAUGUUCCAAAGUUGCCAUCAAAGUAAGUGCAAUACUCCUGAAGUCCUGAAAUGACUAAAAACUGAGUACCAAUUUUUUAUUGAUCAUUAAAAUUAACAAUUAUUCCACGAGUUCGCGUUGGAUAUGAGUUGGCUAUAAUCAUCACACAUCCAGCAAGUGUGAGUGGAAAAACAAAAACACCCACAAAAUAUCGAGAAUUCUUCCAGACUUUAUUUGAAAAAACAACCAAUUUUCAGCUUGUUUUUAAUUUUGAGCAGACACAUACAGUUACCAUAUUUGGAGAGCAUGGUAUAAUGGCUCAUAUACCAUGAUGGCUAAGCCAAUCAGAGCGGUAGAAUAAAUUGCAUUAUCCAAUGUUUCAAUUUUUAAUAAUUUCUGAUAGUUCUCAAUUAUUACUUAAUAAAUGUAAAAAACAGGAGUAGGGAAACAAAAGAGUAAGAAGUACAUAUUUGUAUAAACGUCUAACAAAUUAUUUUUGUGGGCCUUUCACCCAUACCCAACCCCAUUUAAUUAGGAUUAUAUUUCAUCAUGAGGACGGGGGAGCUUGGUGGAUUCCUGAUUAUCGUUAUUAAGUAGUACAUACUUAGUUGACUAACAUGAGCUGCAAAUUUGUACUGUUUUUCUUAGGCAUCCUGCAUUCAAGUCUCAAGAACAUAGAUUCCCAACAAUUUACUUUAAACCUGUAAGAGGCAGUUUAUAGAAAAUAUUCUUCCUAUAGUUAAUAAUCAAUAAUAUAAGUAUUAAAUGAAGAUGUCACUUCUAUUGUGUAGGUGGAAGCUAGUACACUCACUGCAUUGUAUAAUGUUUGCAGUGCUGUUAAGGGGGCAAUGACAUAUAUCUUUAGUAUUCAACUUUGUGUAUGAACCAUGUUAGGGUAUAGGUACUUUCUGCACUGUGUACAAAAUGGCUGCUGACAAUCAAAAUUCUCUAAUUUGGCAGCAAACUACAUUUCAUGAUAAAAUCUUUCCAAAAUAAUAAUGGAGUCAUACUUUAAAAUGUCAUACUAACUUUUUCAAGUUACAGUCCACAUGCAUCGUACCAAAUCUUAAUUAGUAAUUUCUGAAAGAAUGAUCCAGUGUUACUACUAUAAAGUGGCUCAAAGUGUUUUUAUUUGUUUAUUAUUUUAUUCUUUCAGAGAGAAGGACCUCCUCCAGGACAGUACAAACUUUCAAAAGAUUCGAUUUUACCAAAAGGACCAAAUGUUACAUCUCCAUUCAAGUCAAAAACUCCAAGAUUUGUUCAGCCUCAUGUCCUGGUAAUUAAUGUCCUCAAUAAUAAAUACCUUUACAUGUAACAAAAAUAGACUACAAUUUUGCAUGGGCAAAAUGUUUAGAACUCAAUGGAACUAAAUGCUCAUGGUUUCACUGCAAACAUAUAGUUUUGAACAUUUCUACAGUCUGUAAGAGUAUAAUCAUUAGUGACACUUGCAAAAUUGUUUGUCUAUUUGUUGUUUACAAUAACAUUGACAGUUGGUAAACAUCCAAUGAAGUUAAUGUUGGAAAUUGCCAACAGGAGAAAAAGAAAUAGAAAAUUGUGCCAUCAGCUACCAUAGUUUGAACAUGACCAUGCAGUCAGUGCAGUCAUUUGCAACAAAUAUUUUAUACAUGUCUUAUAAUUUUUAUAAUAAUAUGUGAUGUUUCCUCUUCUUUGUUUUAAACAGAAAACCCCUGGUCCAGGAACAUAUUGCAAAACAUACCAGACACCAAUGCCAGAUACAAUAAAGAAAAUGGCAAGAAACUAUGGGCUGUUUUUUACUUCUGGGACUUACGGAGAAUAUUAGGAGCACUUUAUUGGCAUAUAAAAAGGAAGGAAAGACAAAGAAAUAGGAAUUUUUUAUCGCAAUUAUUAUUGAGGUUUACAAUAAUUUAUUGUAGUUUGGAGCUGUUUGGUGAACACCUAUAAAAAGGUAGAACUAUGCAUAAGAAAAUCAUAGCAUGUUAAAACCAUAGUUCUAACACUAUUUGGAGCAGUCACACUGCUCAUCAAGAUGAUAAAGCAGGCAAUAAUCUCAGGUUCAUUAACCUCAAAGCAGUGCAGCUCUUGUAAGUAGUUUUCCCACUCACUCAAUUCUGGUUUUGAGGGUGAGUUACAUGUUCAUUUCUGGAACAUCAACUGGUAAAACAAGCCACACUCAAAGA